AUGAACAAGAAGGAAGAGGCCUCGAAUCUUGAGAAGAAAAUCAAUGAUGCCUUCAAGCUUUUUGAUCACACGGGGUCAGAUGCAGUCGACGUGAGAGAAAUAGGAACCAUUAUCAGAUCAUUGGGCUGCUGCCCAUCGGAAUCUGAGCUACAAGAAAUACUCGUCCAGGUCGAGGACCAGGAAAUGACUGGCAGCGUCAAGCUCAAUAGGUUUCUGCCAGUGAUGGCUGAAAUUCUUCAAGAGAAUCGCUUACAAGGGGCAGAGCCUGAGCUUUUGCUGGCGGCACUAAAAACUUUCGACUUUGAAGGAAAGGGUACUGUUGAUCCUGAAAGACUAAGAGAACUGUUGACCACCGAGGGAGAAGCGUUUUCCCAAGAGGAGAUGGACGACAUGCUAGCAGCCGCUGUAGACCCGAACACAAGCUUAAUACCCUAUGAGGAUUUUGUGCCGAAGCUAAUGGUAAAAUUAAUUUUCGAAUAA
Neocloeon triangulifer is the source of this 480-nucleotide messenger RNA. RefSeq names its product dynein regulatory complex protein 8-like. Gene Ontology annotation, molecular function: calcium ion binding. Lineage: Eukaryota; Metazoa; Arthropoda; Insecta; Ephemeroptera; Baetidae. The transcript has 4 exons. The record is from RefSeq and is a predicted model, not a curated record. Bases 1 to 480 code for a protein of 159 amino acids.